GGUGCCUGGCGCGGGUGCUGGGGCAGAGGGGGGGUCGCGAGCCAGAGGAUCUAGCCCACGUGGUCCGGGGAGUCUCGCCACGUGGGAGGGGGAGGAGCCGAGACGCCGCCGGAGGGACGCCCUGACGAGGGGGCGGGAGGCCGAGUGGGUGGGGUUCCGCCUGGGGUCCGCGUGUCGGUCUCCUCGAGUGAUUUCGUUGCCCCUUCUCUCUCAGGCAGCAUGUCGGAAGGAAACGCCGCGGGCGAACCCAGCGCUCCGGGAGGGCCCCGGCCCCUCCUGUCUGGAGCCCGGGGUCUUAUCGGGCGGCGGCCGGCGCCCCCCCCCACCCCCGGCCGCCUUCCCUCCAUCCGCUCCAGGGACCUCACCCUCGGGGGAGUCAAGAAGAAAACCUUCACCCCAAAUAUCAUCAGUCGGAAGAUCAAGGAAGAGCCUAAGGAAGAAGUAACCAUCAAGAAGGAAAAACGUGAGAGGGACAGAGACCGACAGCGAGAGGGGCAUGGACGGGGCCGGGGCCGCCCAGAAGUGAUCCAGUCCCACUCAAUCUUUGAGCAGGGCCCAGCUGAAAUGAUGAAGAAAAAAGGCAACUGGGAUAAGACAGUGGAUGUGUCAGACAUGGGACCCUCUCACAUCAUCAACAUCAAAAAAGAGAAGAGGGAAACGGAUGAAGAAACCAAACAGAUUCUGCGCAUGUUGGAAAAGGAUGAUUUCAUCGAUGACCCUGGGCUGAGGAAUGACACUCGAAACAUGCCUGUGCAGCUACCGCUGGCUCACUCGGGAUGGCUUUUUAAGGAAGAGAGUGAAGAACCAGAUGUUAAACCUUGCCUGGCUGGCCCCAAGGAAGAAGACAUGGAGAUAGAUGUACCUGGUGUGAAAGUGAAAGAGGAGCCACGAGAUGAGGAGGAGGAGGCCAAGAUGAAGGCUCCACCCAGAGCAGCCAGGAAGACCCCAGGCCUCCCUAAGGAUGUAUCUGUAGCAGAACUGCUGAGGGAGCUGAGCCUCACCAAGGAGGAAGAACUGCUGUUCCUACAGCUGCCAGACACCCUUCCUGGCCAGCCACCUACUCAGGACAUCAAGCCUGUCAAGACAGAGGUGCAGAGCGAGGAUGGACAAAUGAUGGUUGUCAAGCAGGAGAAAGACCGGGAAGCGAGGCUGGCAGAGAAUUCUUGUACCCUGGCUGACCUGACAGAAGGUCAGGUUGGCAAGCUGCUGAUCCGUAAGUCAGGAAAGGUGCAGCUCCUUCUGGGCAAGGUGACUCUGGAUGUGACCAUGGGAACUGCCUGCUCUUUCCUGCAGGAGCUGGUGUCCGUGGGCCUUGGAGACAGUAGGACGGGGGAGAUGACAGUCCUGGGACACGUGAAGCACAAACUUGUAUGUUCCCCUGAUUUUGAAUCCCUCUUGGAUCACAAACACCGGUAAAAUGAGCAGAUGGAGGAGGAUGGUGCCCGUGCCCAUGGCUGCUGCCUGCUCCAGAUGUUUUGUUCUCUAAUCUGUGUGACCCAGAAGGGCCCUGUUGAGCCCACCCACUCCAGCCUUUGACAGUCAUUGUCCAAGCUUUCCCCAGGGUUCACAAGGCUCCCUCCCACAGCAGUUGUGAACGGCACAAUGACCUUCCCACCGCAUGGAGUCUGCAUAUCCUUGUUGCAGGGGACUUGUCCUUGCUAUUUAUUUUUAUAUUUAUGUCUUAAUCUCUUCAAAUGACUGCAUCCUUCCAAGGUAGAGGAGGAGGGUCUGGGAAGGUGCGGGCUUCUUUCGGUGGCCACUGGGCUGUAGGGGCAGGAAGUGAGAAUUGCAUCUUUUGCUGGUGGCCUCUCAUUCCUCCCAGGAGGCAGCGCAGGAGAGAGACCAGGUAAUAAGUCUGAGAUUUAAGUGCUCGGUUCCAGCUUGUGAGUUCCUAGUUAUGUGUCCUUGGACAAACUACCUAACCUUUCUGAGCCUCAUAUUCCUCGUCUGACACAACUGGGGAUAAUACCUACCUCACAGGGUUGGUGUGAGGAUUACAUGGGAUAUAAUAGAUGAAAGCUCCUUGCACAAGGCCAUACCCAUUGGCACUCAAUAAAUGUUAGUUUCCCUA
This is a messenger RNA of Carlito syrichta (Philippine tarsier), 2071 nucleotides long. It is a transcript of the gene POLR3D, whose product is annotated as RNA polymerase III subunit D. Gene Ontology annotation, biological process: transcription by RNA polymerase III. NCBI's taxonomy places the organism in Eukaryota, Metazoa, Chordata, Mammalia, Primates, Tarsiidae. Gene Ontology annotation, molecular function: DNA binding. The record is from RefSeq and is a predicted model, not a curated record. Gene Ontology annotation, cellular component: RNA polymerase III complex. The transcript has 8 exons. The coding region runs from base 220 to 1416 and encodes 398 amino acids.